ACUUCUCAGGUGACCACUGCCAGCACCUGCCUCCUGCCCUCUCUGCUUACGCCCCAGCAUCCUCCACAGGCAGCCGCUUGCUGUGGGAUUCAGGUCACAUCCCUCCUUGAAGCCCUCCAGUGGCGUCCCACUCGCUCGGAAUACAGCACAAACGGUCCUGGUCCACGGGGCCCCACAGGGCUGGCCCGGGCCACCGCAUGUGUCCCCUGUCCCCUUUUGUGCACAGCAUGUCCCUGCCACACUUCUCUUUUCUCUGCCCCUCAACCUUUGUUCCUGUCUGUGCUUCUGCUCAGAACGAUUUUCCUCCUCUCUUUUCCCCAACUUGGAUUCAAUUCAGAUGAUCCCUCUUCAGAGAUGUCCUCCCACACCCUCAUAGAGAAAGUGCCCUAUUUUAUUUUUCCCAUAGCACUUACAAAUGAUCUCAGGUGUUUUGCUGUGCGUGUGCUUAUUGCUGGGAUUGCAGCCCCUAAAGAGCAAGAACUCUAUCUCGUUCGCUGCUGGGCCCCAGGGCCUGGAGAAGUAAGUGUGUAUUGAUGGGAGACUGAACGAGAUAGCCCUUCUAAAGGUGUAGAGUGAGUAUAGCAUGUUGGUAUGGAAAGAGCCAGAGCUUUGGAAUCCAGAAAAUUCUCAUGCUCACACUUGCUAACCGGAGUAGCAAGUUACUUAGCAACCCUGGGCCCCAGCUUCCUCUUUUAGAAGAGGUAAGAAUGACCGAAACAUGCCAGCUGCUCUGAGGACAGUGCUGGCCACACAGGAAGUACCUGGGUAGGUAGGUGGGUAGGUAGGUGGGUAGGCCGAGUGGACCUACCUGGUUCCCACUCCAGUGCCCUUUCUGUCGUCCUAGGAUGGCAUCGGUCAAACAUUGGGAUGGAUUGACAAACUAGGGUAAGGUGAGGGUGUGAAGGAAGAUUCUGGAGUCAUUGCAGCAUCGAGAGAGGCUCUGUGUUGUCCUUUUGAGGUGAUAAUGUAAGUGUGGUCACAGUGGCAGAGGUGAGCACCCCGCGUGCCACCCUAAGACCCCCUUCAGUGCCGGAGGACUGGGGAAGCUGGCACGCCUUGAGGCUGUGGCUGGUUUCUGGUGAGCAAGGAAACCUUCCUUUUAGCCAAGGUCAAGGCGUCCUCAGCUCUGCAGCCAGGCCCUCGCGUUGCUGCCUCUCCCUUUGAGCUGUAGAGGAUCAGGCCUCCCUGGUGCCUUGCUUCCCUAAACCAUGGCCCAGAGACCGCUGGACACUUAGACACUGGGCCAAGGGUGAGGUGGAGAAGCAGGGCCGAGCCAGGGAGGCAGGCAGAGCCUAGCUCUGGCCUGUGCACAAAGCUUUCAUUAUGCGGACGGCCAGUAGCGUCCAAACUGUAUUUACCCAACAUGGCAAGAGGGCGGGGAAGUUCCAUGCCAUGCAGACACAGGGGCUCCUCAGUUCUCAGAAGAAAGUCCCAUAGAAAUGGAAAAUAAACACCAGAGGUGGUUUUCCCCUGGCCCUGGCAAAGUCAGACGGUAACUGCGGGCAUGGUUUCCGAGCUAGCUGGCACAGCUGGAGAGGCGGCAGGACGGGCUUGCUGGGCAAGACCUGGGCCCUCGAGGACGGAGUAGAGGCCUGCAAUGUGUGAAGACAAGUGUGCACGAAAGCAGCACACGAAGGGAGACGAGGCCAGAAAACAGAUUUAAGAUGUGCAGAACGGCCCAAGAGGGAAAAGCAAGCGGAAGUCAAGGCAGUGCCCACGACGCAGAGAGUGGAUGCUGGUAGGGGAGGGACCCACAACGGGGUGUGGACCUCAGGGGUGAGUGGGGUGGCACUGACUCUGGGAGUGGGUGCCCAGGCCCUGACAGCAGCAGGCCGGAUUGAGUGGGCGGAGGGACAGCCAGCCUUAGAUGAGCACAGUGCACGUUCCAGGCUGUGUUGGGAAGGUACUUGUGGACAUCGCUGGAACAAAGAAAGAACAUUUCAUCUGGGGAGGCUGAGGGAUCCCAGGGAGGUCUGGGAGCAGGCAGGCACGCUGAAGUCCUCCUCAGAGCUAAGCAUGCAGUCGAGGUGACAGCGUGCCGGUGCCGAGGUGGCCUUUGGGCUGAGAGAAGGCUCUGGCCCAGGGCGGAGGUGGUGUGGAUUGAACCCGCUGGAGGAGGUUAGUGGUUGCACCUGCCAGAAUUGCGGGGCGGAAUCCAGGCAAAGCCUCGGACGGGCUGGGCCGCCAUCCCCAAGACCAUGCUUCUGCCGUUGCACCUGCGCAACCCAGUGGCUCGUAAUGUUGAGAUUUGUGUAGCGCUUUCACGGUUUUCAAACACGUUCACAAAUGGCGCUGCUUAACUGGUGUCCACUGAGGAUUAUGAGGAGUUGGAGUCCAGUGUUUCAUAGCCCAUCCUGUUUGGCUUCCCCUGUGUGACUCUGGCUAAGUUACUUGCUCUCUCUGGGCCUCCACGUGCCCGGUGGGGAGAAAGCAAUAAGCAAUCAGUCUUCCACAACACAGGGCGGGAAACGUCUGGGCCGAGGCUGUGGCGGGUGGAUGUGCCGGGCUUGAACGGCUCCGGAGUCCCGAGACAAAGGGAACCCAUGCUCCGGGCUCCAGAAAACACACCAGGACGUGGUGUAACCAACCUGGCUUUUGAGCCCUAAAUGCUUCCAUACGCCUCACGUCUCUCUCGCUUCUGAGCCCCUUGCCAAGCCCAGUUUUGAGACAGGGAAGUUAGGGAGGAGUUUUUCGUUCCUAUACAGCUCUAUUUUUAACUGGAAUAGAUCUUCCUGCACCCCCAGUGAUGGGCGCCUUGAAUCCGAGGUAAAGUGCACUGUCAGCGGGACCCGGGCAAUAAAUAGCAGCAGACGGAGAGACGGAUCUGCCACGUGGGCGGGAAGUUGGACAGAUGGACAGACCGAUCGGCCCACGCCUUUGCCAGCAACGGCUCAAUUAACCACGCGCUGACCCUAAAGCCCCUCUGUUGCUCCAAAGGGACAAGGGCCUCUCCUGAGGUGGCAAGUGGGAGGGUUAAACAGGUGCAAGUCCCGGGAGCCCUGCCCAGGGGGCGGUAGUCAGGGUGGGGCGCCGGGCCCCCUGGCUGUCCCCCAGCACUGUGGGGAAAUCUGGCAUCUCGAAUAGAGGCUGAAUCCUUUUAUGUCUUUAUGCAAAACCAGCAUUUGGCGUUUAGGCUGGAAUGGAGACGAGCUUGCAUUACAGUCGGCCGCAGGAAGGAGGAAAGGCUGGCAGAGCCCAACGCCAACGUGGACAACUCGGCGUCCCCUUCGGUGGCGCAGCUGGCCGGGCGGUUUCGGGAGCAGGCAGCUGCCGCCAAGGAGACACCAGCCAGUAAACCAACAAGAAGGAAACCGCCCUGUUCCCUCCCCCUGUUCCCCCCUAAGGUAGAGCUGGGCCAGAAUGGUGAGGAGAAAUCACCACCCAAUGCCAGCCACACUCCUAAAAUCAAGGUGAAGAGCUCGCCUCUGAUUGAGAAGCUUCAGGCCAAUUUAACCUUUGACCCAGCGGCUCUGCUGCCGGGGGCCUCACCCAAGAGUCCUGGACUCAAGGCCGUGGUGUCGCCGUUUCACAGCCCACCUUCCACCCCCAGCAGCCCAGGCGUGCGGUCGCGGCCCAGCGAGGCAGAGGAGGUGCCCGUCAGCUUCGACCAGCCGCCCGAAGGUAGCCACCUGCCCUGUUACAACAAGGUGCGGACGAGGGGCUCCAUCAAAAGGCGCCCCCCCUCCAGGAGGUUCCGAAGGUCUCAGUCGGACUGCGGGGACCUGGGGGAGUACCGGGGCUCGGGGUCAUCCCAGGAGAAUGGUGCGGCGGAGCAGAACGGGGAGGAGGUGUUCCCAGCCAAGAGCAAGGGCCCCGCAUCCCCCUCCGCCCGCGAGGGGGCAGCGGGAGAGGCAGCGCGGAGAAGCCCAGAACCCUCGGAAAAGCCCCCUCUGAGCAGGGCGUCCAGCAGGACAGAGGAGCCGGAGAAGGAUGGGGCCGCCGAGGAAGCCAAGCUCGGGGCCCAGGGGCAGGCCCCCGAGCCGCCCCAAACCUCCGGUCCCGAGGCGGAGAACGGGUGCGGGAGCCCCCGGGAGGAAAGUCCGGCUGGAGAGGAAACGCAGACCGGGAAGGCUACGGAGGUGGAGGAGGAGCGGGAGCAAAACGCAGAAGCCAGGCCCGCACACAAGAGCCAAGACACACAGAAGCCCGAGGAGGGAGCUGUGGGGGAGGGGACCCCCGAGAGUUCCCCUGGAGGAGUGGAGGGCGACGAUGUCCCCAAGCUGGAGGAGAAAGGCAAGGAGAAAGAAGAGGAGGGGGCGGUUCCCGAGCCAGGCUGCAGCCCCGGGACCGGCCAUGCCCAGCGGGAGACCGGCAGCGAGGUCCAGGGUGGGCGCACGUGCCCCAGCGUGGAGGUUGACACUCCUGUCCAGGACACUAAAAUGUGAAAAAGAGUUCCUUGUGCCCUCGUGAUGAAGCUGCUGGAGACAUCUCUUUGGAAGUAGCAGCAACAACAACAGUCGCAGCAGCAAACGAAGCCCUUGCAGGAGCAGACUGUGCGGAGCGUCUGGAGUGAGGCUGGAGACCCAGGCCGGGUUAUUUCCUGACCUCCACACCGAAUGCUCCCUCACACGUGGGGAGACUGGAUCUGAGGGCAGCAGACUUUUAUCAGCUUGAGUUUAUGUCAUUUGAUGGGAUGGGUUUAAAAAAGAAGCUUAUUUAAAACAAUGUACUGUGGUGACAACUGUCCAGGGGACAGUGGGCAGCCCGUGGAGCCCUGGCUACUGUCCACACCCACCAGUCCCUGCAGCCGACCUCCAAACUGAGCUCAGAUUUAGCUUAUCACAUUUUGCUUGUGUAAAGUUACGGCCUUUUUACUGUUCUGAAGUUUUUAUGGUUCUAAAACGUAAGUAAAAACUAAUUUUAGGUGGUCAGAAACAAACGAAAAUCGCAUUGCUGAAAAUAUAAAUCCGAUAAGUUACAAGAGACCUUAAAUUUUCAUCAAGGCCCUGGAGACAACUUUUUGGCUUGGUCCAAAUUUGAACUGGCCAACCAAUUUUUAAAACAUUGGACUAGAAGAGAUAAUUAUUGGACCAUUUUCAAAAGUGUCUGUUCCACCAACAGGAGCAUUUCCGGUCCUGUGGUUUUCUAGGUGAUGACCACCACGGGUGGUCGCUGGCCCAGCUCGCUCCCUCCGCCACCCUCGAGGAGACCGGAAGGGCCCAUGACAAUGUCAGGAGGUUUCAUGGUCUGCGCUGCAUCUCCUCAUCCUAAAAGCUGAGCAGUGAGGCCUGAACAAUGCUGGCUCCCUGACUUGUCCUGCGAGGAUAAAUUUUGCACUUCCAGAAGGUUACCCUUGAGCAUGAUUAGCUGUUUCCUGGAAGGUGCCUUAAGUGCUGUGAUGUGCAAGCUACAUAAUGAAAACGUUUUUCCUAGCGAGUUGAGGUCUGUAGUCUGUUCUUACUGGGUUGCUCUUGCUGUAAUAUUCUGUUUUGGGAGCAUAGGCUGUUUUGCAAGGGACGGGGGCUGCCUGCCUAGUCCUUAACUUACUCCUCUGCCCUCUUCAUGCCCUCCUGCUGAAAGAUGUUACUCAAAAUACAUGUUUAAUCUUUAAGGUUGGCCCUUAUUCUGAUUUCAGUAUGUCAGUGUUUCAAUGUGCUGAUUUGGUGGUUGGAGCAAUUGUUUUUCUGUAGGUCUGCUAGACCACAUCCUACCCUGACUUCAGAAAACAGUCUCUCAGACAAAAAGGCCUUAUGUCACCACUCGUACCUCAAUUUUCUUGUCUCAUUUACAGUUUUUCUAACUCCAGGAUAGUGUUAAUAUUUGGGAUACAGUUUUUUUCAAAACUAUUUUUAAAUAGUUUGUAACUUGUAACAAACUUGUAGCCUGGUUGAGACCGAUACUAUCAUAGUUAUCAUAAACUUUGGAUUUUAGCAGAUUUUGGGUGGUAUUUGUGUGCGAGUUAUUUUGAGAUCUAUAUACUGUCAAUCGUCUAUCUGCCUAUAGAGAAGUCUACCCCUUAAACAAUAUAUGGUUUUAUUUAUAUAUGUCUCGGAGUUGUUUAUACACACACACAUAUCUGGGCAAGUGCUUUGUGAAUAUGUACGUGAUUACGAGUAUGUGAUAGAAGGGGUCACAUUCCCUUACUUGAGAAAGGCAUGGAAAGUGUGGGAUAUAGAUAUGAAAAUAACACUUUAUUUUGCUUCUGGAGGGUCUAAACAUCAUAGUAGCAGAUGAGAAAGGAGCAAUCAAAAUGACAAGAAUGUGACAUUGCAGGAACAUCCUCAUUGGUGUCAAAAUACCUUUCUAUCCACCCAGUUCUAGUAGUCACCUUAUUUGGUCAAUUUUGUAAAAAAAUAGAUGCCCCAUUGCCAGGAGUUCUUAAUUAAUGAGGGGGGCUCUUGGCAGGGAAUCUGUGGGGUGCAGGGACUGAUUUUUGUUGGUGCUGUAGCCCUUUUGCUGACAGCUGUCUUUUCCUGAAGCAACCAUGGGUAGGCAUUGCACUUGCACAGUUGAUACUGGGAUUUCUACAUUUGGGAUUAAAGAAAUUCAUUGGUGUCUUAGGUAGCACAAAGUCAUUACCAGGCCAGGAAGACUUUGUUUCUUUCAGGCUUCCUUAAAAGAUGCCAGGCAAGCAAAAACAACAGCUGUUCCCUACAGGGCAAAACCUAAAAUGCCAAAUUGCUAUUGCAUUGUUUGCUUCAAAAUUAAAUUUUGUUUGACCUCGA
Molecule: messenger RNA, 6665 nt
Organism: Microcebus murinus (gray mouse lemur)
Lineage: Eukaryota; Metazoa; Chordata; Mammalia; Primates; Cheirogaleidae
Source: RefSeq, a predicted model, not a curated record